CCAAAAUUUUUCCGUAAAAUAUGUAUAAUAAAUAACGACAAAAAUGUCUUCUUUAUCGUUUUUGAAGAAUAUCAAUAGUUUCCGAGCAAAAGUACCUCGACUAUGUGGCGUUCGCAGACUUUGUUCAGAAGAUUGCGGAGAGGAAAAGAAAGGGCUAAUAUUGGGAAUAUACGAGGGUGAAAAUGAAGAACCAGUUUUCACGAAAGCAGCUUCGAAAUUCAAUGAUCAUCUCAGUGGUAAAUUAUUCGAGUUAGUGAAAAGAGCCGGCUCCGACCUGCGCAGAGGCCAGGCGCGCAUCUUCAACAACAUCGACAAGGAGUUCUGGUCUAUAGCCGUGGUCGGCUUGGGCAAGGAGAAACUCGGCUACAGCGAGAUGGAGGCCAUCGACGAGGGCAUGGAGGCGGUGCGGGAGGCGGCCGGCAUGGGGGCGCAGGUGUUGAAGCGCGAGGGGGUGACGAGGAUUUUGGUGGAGGGGCUGGGCCACCCCGAGCAGGCGGCGGAGGGCAGCGCAUUGGCGUUGUGGCGGUACCAGGAGAACAGGUCACGCCAACAUUGGAAAGUCAUUCCGACGCUCGAGCUUUUCGAUGAUUGCGAUGCCGAAAGCUUCCAAAGAGGCCUGUUCAAAGCAGAGUCUCAGAAUCUGGCGAGGCGACUUUCUGAUACGCCAGCCAAUCAGAUGACUCCUCUACAUUUCGCUCAGGAGACUGUCAAUGAGCUGUGCCCGUGCGGUAUCAAGGUGAUGGUGCACGACAAGGACUGGAUCGAGAUCAAGAAACUCAACGCCUUUCUCACGGUAGCACGAGGCUCGUGCGAACCGCCCGUCGUCGUCGAAAUCUCGUAUUGCGGGGCGCCACAAGACCAAAAGCCCGUCCUGAUGAUCGGCAAGGGCAUCACGUUCGACAGCGGCGGCCUGUGCCUCAAGAAGUGCGACGGCAUGGACCGGUUCAGGGCGGACAUGUCGGGCGCCGCGGCGGUGAUUGCGGCCAUCAGGGCGGCCUCGGCGCUGAGUCUGCCCAUCAACAUCGAGGCGGUGAUACCGUUGUGCGAGAACAUGCCCAGCGGCAUGGCGAUGAAAUGCGGCGACGUCGUGAUGGGUAUGAACGGCAAAUCGAUCAUGAUCACCGACACCGAUAACGAGGGUCGUUUAGUGUUGGCCGAUGCUUUGAUCUACGGCCAGAACACUUACAAACCGAGGCUGAUCAUCGACGUGGCCAGCUUGACGCCGGGCGUCAGGGCGGCCUUAGGCUCGGCAGCUAGCGGCGUGUUUUGCAACUCACAGACCAUGUGGUCGCAGGUACGCAAAGCAGGCGUCAUCACGGGCGACCGCGUGUGGCGUAUGCCCUUGUGGAAGUUCUUCACGAAAAAGGUGACGCACUUCCGGUCACACGACGUGAACAACAAAGGCCUAGGGCACGGCUCGGCUUGCCUCGGCGCCGCCUUCCUCAACGAGUUCGUCGAUUGCGUCGACUGGAUCCACUUUGACACGACGGGCGUCGGGUUCAAGAGCGAGCACAAGGUGUACCCCUACCUGACGAAGGGGCGCAUGACCGGCAGACCAACCCGCACCCUCAUCCAACUCCUCUACCAGCUGUCUUGUCCGUCAGAGGGUCAAAGGAAGUUGGAGUGAUAUGUCUGGAACGUAACAAAAUUUGCAUGACGACCGUUUAAUUUUUCGUAGCGCGCUUCAUAACAAUCUGUUUUUCCGGAACCGUGGCGCCCGGCUUUUGGGGGCGCCACUACAAAUUGUGCAAGUAGGGAUAAGGGAUAAUCAAGGGAGGAUUUUUUAUGGCGGAUUGGUUCGGAACCUGUUCGCUCCUCCAUUAUUUACGGGAUGACUUGAUGAGGACAGCUGGUCACUGUCAAUCGAAAGUAAUCGUUUUUUUUUUCUUAUUUUACAAUCGUCUAUUCAAAUGGAACUCUAAUUUCUAAUAUAUAUAUAUUUAUAAACUACUCAACAAAUCCCUAUAUAAACAUUCACUGCUAAUCUUCGCCAGAUCUCUGCUCGUGCUUCUGGACCUUCUUGAAAAUUGACUAGCUGCCAAGUUUGUUUUUGCCGUUACUAUUGUCUGCGAAUUUUAUAAAAUGCUGAUUCGUCGUGAAAGCGCAAUUUUGCGGAACCUUUGUAUAAAUCUAGUGAAAUGUGGAAGCUGUAAGAGUCAAUAAUUAUACAAUUAUCAAAAU
This is a messenger RNA of Phaedon cochleariae (mustard beetle), 2181 nucleotides long. Lineage: Eukaryota; Metazoa; Arthropoda; Insecta; Coleoptera; Chrysomelidae. The record is from the annotation of a GenBank genome assembly.